AUGGUCAACUUCUUGAAAGCCGCGCUGUGCGCUUCUGUACUCUGUGUCCAAGCAUCAGCCGAAGUCAACCGCAAAAAUGCUGUCAUCACUGUGCUUGAACAGCACAAAGACCUGACUGCUUUCUACAAACUCUUCACCUCAACUGGGCACGGCACUGGAAUUCCUGAACCUGCGUUUGAAGCGCGCUUUAACGAUAACAACAAGGAUGAAGCCUUUACUAUCCUCGCUCCUACCGACGAAGCUAUCGCCAAAGUCCCAGGUCUCGCACAGAAGCUUACCUCUCCAGCCGGUUAUCCUCUUCUGGCUGCCCUUCUACGUACACACAUCCUUCCUGGCAAAUUCAGUCCACAACAGCUCUACGGCAAGUCAAUUAGAGCAAUUGAGGGCUUCUCGAUUGACGUUAGCACAAACGGUGCCAUCACCACCAACACGGGCAUGACGAGCUUGGCCGACUCUGCUGUGCGUGCUGGCACACAAGCCAAGCUAUUGAAAGACAGAAGAGGCAGACUGAUUCGAAUUCCUGCUUCGAACGGUGUAGUGUACAAGAUCGACAGCAUCCUUGAUCCUAUGCUCACCUACUUUGGCGAGGAUGCCCCUUCUCAAAAGUCAUUGCCAACCAUCAAGUACUCCCGUUCCAAGACAAUGAAGGACAUAUUGGCCGUAGAUCCCCAGACCCUUCGCGCCAGACAACUACUGCGAAUGCAUGCUCCACGCUUUCUCUAUGAUCGUCUUGAUACGAAGCUCGCCGGAAAAGAUAACUCAAAGGUGGUCUUUCUAGUUCCUUCCAAUGAGGCACUGAAGCUGUUCACCAAAAAGGCUGAGGAUUCGGACAACGCCGAUAUAACGAAAUUUUUCCUCGCGGCUGGCUAUGGCACAGUAGACGGCAAGACUAUCAAGGGCCGCGCAGGGUUCAGCCUCGAGAUUGAAGGAGGUCGGGUUAUGAACGCAAAAGUUGAGAAGAGAGAGUGUGGUUCUAAUGGCUGUGUAUGGAGGAUUGGGAGGGUAAUCGAUUCAGUUUACGGUGUAUUGUGA
Molecule: messenger RNA, 1032 nt
Organism: Fusarium venenatum
Lineage: Eukaryota; Fungi; Ascomycota; Sordariomycetes; Hypocreales; Nectriaceae
Source: RefSeq, a predicted model, not a curated record